Molecule: messenger RNA, 718 nt
Organism: Paralichthys olivaceus (Japanese flounder)
Lineage: Eukaryota; Metazoa; Chordata; Actinopteri; Pleuronectiformes; Paralichthyidae
Source: RefSeq, a predicted model, not a curated record
AAACAGGAAGUCCUGAUUGUCCUGGACGACCCGCUGCCCUCAGAGCGUCUCCCUGAUGAAGGAGUCAGUCAAACCUCCGUUGUCCCGCUCAUCAACGCAUCACAGUGUCUCCUGGACUUGGACACACAACCAGAGCCUGUCCCCGAUCAGGACGGCCAAUCGAAACCUUCCCUGGAGGACGUCGGCCUGUCGGAGUCACAGUCCAUCCUCCCUGUGCAGCCUCCUGAGCAGAAAGAACAGCCGGACCCUCCUCCCGUCAGCGGCCCUCGCUGCGUUGCCCUGUUCGACUACGAGGGAGAGGAGGGCGACGAGCUCACCUUCUCCCAGGGUGAUGUCAUCACCCUGCUUGAGCUCAUAGGGCAGGAGUGGGGGCGUGGCCAGAUCCACGGGCGAAUAGGAAUAUUCCCCCUGAACUUCAGCGAGGUGGUGGAGCCGCUCCCACAAAAAACGCCAUCGCUGGAGGAGACGACUAAAGCGGCAGCGAUGGAUACGACAGUGACGGAAAAUAACGAACCAAAGACGUCACAGGACUCAACCUCUGAGGUGGAGGAGUGGGCUGUGGCUCUGUUUGACUUCCCCGGUCAGACUGAAGAGGAUCUGUCCUUCCACAAGGGGGCACUGAUCCAAGUGACUAAGCACAUAGACACUGAGUGGAGGAGAGGAAGACUGGAGGGGAGGGAGGGGCUUUACCCUGCUGCGUUCACACAGCUGCACCAGG